AGGUGGAAACGACUGACUGAAAGAGUUUUAUUUGUAGGAUGAGCUUGUUGUCGCGGUUUAUCCCGAGACGAUUUGCCGCUUCAUCAGCAUCUGCGUUAACGAAGCCGAAACGUUUCUACAAGAUUGUCGAUGUGGUCAGUGAGGAAUCGCAAGGGAAAAAGUUCUACAAGGUGACAUUAGAUGGUCGUAUGCUGAAAACACAGGGGGGCAAUGUGUUGAAGAUCGAAUCAGAGCCGCUGGCGCUGGCAAUAGCGGAGGAAUGGGCUUCACAAGAACAAAAUAUUCAUAUGACGCAUAUGAGACUGACAGGACUGGCUUUCACAGCGUAUGAUAAUCCACUAAAAUUGACGAGGGAAUCAAUAACUGCGAAAAUUCUCGAAUACUUACAUGGUGACACGGUGUUGUUCUGGAACAAUGAAAGUGAAAAAUUGAGCAGAUAUCAAGAACAGUAUUGGAGGCCUGUAAUAGACAUUGCUAACAAAGGACUAGGAACAUCAUUGAAACCGACAACGGAACCAUUUGCCAUUUCUGUUGUAUCUCCUUCUGACGAGCGAAUCGUGGAGAAAUGGCUUCUUUCUCACAAUUUUUGGGCUUUGACUGGUAUGCAAUACGCCGUUGAAUCAGUGAAGAGCGUCCUGCUACCGUAUUCGGUAAUAACGUUUAAAUUGCAAGCUGAAGACGCUGUACAUCGUGCUAUGUUGGAGCAGAGGACACAGGCAGAGACAUGGGGUUCGGUUGAAUGGGCUCAUGGAGUGGAAGAGGAGGAAUUGACCACACGGUUGGCUGCCGCUGCCCUUUUCGUCUAUUUCAACAGCAAUGCUGUCACGAAGAAGACUUUGUAGUUUGCAUUGAUCUGUAGAACAAGUGAGUAUUAUACAUAGUCCCGAAGAUAUGCAUGUAUUUUUGCAUGUAGGCAAUGCUCGAACCCGGGUGCAAUUUUUGUAGAAUAGUUUUCUACUCUGAUGAGAAGUUGUUUAUAUGCACAAAUCUGUUAUGCUGUUAUUACUCUGCACGAUGAUAUGCAAUGUUGAGUAAAUGUGUCUG
Cylicocyclus nassatus is the source of this 1044-nucleotide messenger RNA. Lineage: Eukaryota; Metazoa; Nematoda; Chromadorea; Rhabditida; Strongylidae. The record is from the annotation of a GenBank genome assembly.